Messenger RNA from Theobroma umbraticum, 1253 nucleotides. Its product is annotated as myb family transcription factor PHL6-like. Lineage: Eukaryota; Viridiplantae; Streptophyta; Magnoliopsida; Malvales; Malvaceae. Gene Ontology annotation, molecular function: DNA-binding transcription factor activity; DNA binding. The record is from RefSeq and is a predicted model, not a curated record.
CCAAGAGUUGAUUCCAAACCCUGUGCCUCCUAGUUCUUAUAUCAUAUGUCAUAAGAGCACUAGGUUGUGUAAUGGUUUCCAUUCAUCAACUUCAGAAAGUUCGAACAUGGAAAAGCCUGUAGGAAACUCGAGAUGUUCUUCCCCACUUCCAAUGUUUGAUCAUCUCAUUCCGGCAACAAAUACUCAUGACUCCUCAUUGCUUUUCGGAGAAGGUAAGACAACUACUUGUGACAAGGAGGACUUUGAGAACUUCAUGGUCUUCCCUCAUGUCCCAGCAGAAAGUUCUACCGUCAUUCCUGAACAUUCAGCAUAUCCAAAGGGCAGUUUGACUUUAAAAGAGCAGCUGCAGCUACAAUAUCUGACACGAGAGCUUGAGAUCGAAAUGAAUGGGAAUGGAAGUGAAAAUGAAAAUCCUGGCCUUGCGGAAACACAUGAAGUGCCACGAGUUGCUACAGUCCCAGUCAUUCAGUUGGAACAUAACAGAAACUGUCUUUCUUCGGUUGUUAAUCUUGAUGGUUGCAUACAUUCAACGCAUCAACAUCCUGAGGUUGUAGCUGCAAAUAAACAAAGAAUAAGAUGGAUGCCAAAGCUCCAUGAACUUUUCUUAACUGCAGUUGACAAACUUGGCGGACCUGAGAGUGCCACGCCAAAGAAUAUUUUGAAGCUAAUGAAUGUUCCAGGUUUACAUAUCUGUCAUGUUAAGAGCCAUUUGCAGAAGUAUCGACUUGCGAAGAACGUAUCAGAGCUUAAACAUGAUAAAAGAAGUUCCAGAUUUGAAGAAAAGGAAACCUUAACUGAAACCCAUGGUGAUGGGAAUAUAGCCAAAGAAAGGGACACGCAAGUACUAGAGACCUUGCGAAUGCAAGUUGAAGUACAAAAGCUGUUGCAUGAACAGCUUAAGGUGCAAAGGGAACUUCAGUUGCAAAUAGAGAAGCAAGGGCAGUUCUUGAGACAGCUUAUGGAAGAACAAAAGAAAGCUGGCAGCACUUCGACCCCGGCCCAAUGCUUUCCAUCACCUAACAAUACAACGUUAAUUCAUACUGAAAUGCCGCUUCGGUCUUCAUCUGAGGCUGCCUUCUCACAGAAUGGAGCCAAGUCCAUUAGGGACUGUUCUUCAAUCCACUCACCGAAGCGUAAAGCCUCUGAAACUGCUGAAUCAGAGCAAUGUCAAAAGUGGCAUAAAGGAGAAAGCAGCACAAAAACCAGCUCCCCGUGUUGAAUAGGAAUCAAAUAAUUGCCAUUAUACUAAAAAU